Capronia epimyces CBS 606.96 is the source of this 1284-nucleotide messenger RNA. RefSeq lists its product as uncharacterized. The record is from RefSeq and is a predicted model, not a curated record. Gene Ontology annotation, molecular function: oxidoreductase activity. Gene Ontology annotation, biological process: retrograde transport, endosome to Golgi. The transcript has a single exon. Gene Ontology annotation, cellular component: late endosome; cytoplasm. Lineage: Eukaryota; Fungi; Ascomycota; Eurotiomycetes; Chaetothyriales; Herpotrichiellaceae. Bases 1 to 1284 code for a protein of 427 amino acids.
AUGGCCGAACCCGGAAAGCGAUCGAUUGUCAUCGUCGGAGGUGGCAUCAUCGGCAGCACCACGGCCUACUUCUUGACCCGCCAUCCUAAAUACAACCCAGCUCUCCACUCCAUCCAUCUAAUUGAAGCAACUGCAAUUGCCAGUGGCGCUUCAGGCAAAGCCGGUGGUCUGAUUGCCCUGUGGGCAUACCCCUCCUGCCUGGUGCCCUUGAGCUUCAGACUCCAUGCCGAACUGGCUCGAGAACACAAUGGAGCAGAACGUUGGGGUUAUCGAGGCGUCAGUGUUGGUCAGGUUGAUCUGAUCGGUCGCCAUGUAAGCAAUCAGCCAAAGGUCUCCGCCGAUGCCGGUGCCAAGGGCGAGGGCGAGGAUAUCAGAGGCUUGCAUCGAGCCGACGUGUCAAGUGAUGGUAAUGUCAGUCUCCAGAAGAGGAGUAAAGAGUCGUACGCCAACCUACGCAAGGUUGGUCUGCCCGAUGAACUCGACUGGGUUGCGGAGGAGACUGUGCAAGGCUACGAAAGCAUGAGUUCUCCGGGAGAUAGCGCACAGGUCCACCCCUACCAAUUUACCACCUCCAUGGCGGAACUGGCAGCAGAGAAGGGCGUCAAGAUUAUCAUUGGCAGCGUCGACAAAAUCGAGUCGUCUUCCUCAGGGGAACACACCAUCAAAUACACAGAUAAAAACACAAACUCGCAGCAAUCUCUCCCCGCAACCGAUGUCAUCGUGACAGCCGGCCCGUGGACUAAGACGGUGCUGCCUGGGACUCCCAUCAGCGCAUUACGAGCUCACAGUGUCACUAUUCGGCCCACCCGUCCAGUCUCCGCGUUCUGCCUGUUCACCGAGCUUGCACUGCCCAAGAACUUCAAGGAAGGGACCAAAUCCCGGGCGAUGCAGGUCAGCCCCGAGGUCUACGCUCGUCCGAAUAACGAACUGUACGCUUGUGGCGAGGGCGAUCACCUUGUGCCGCUGCCAAAGUCCACCGCCGAAGUGCAAGUCGAUGAUUCGCGCUGCCAGGAUAUUGUAGACUACUGUGCAGCUUUCUCCGACGAGAUGCGCGACGGCGAAGUGUUGGUCCGGCAGGCUUGUUAUUUGCCGCAGGUUGACGCCGGCGCCGGCCCGCUAGUCGGCCUGACCAGGACCAAGGGAGUCUAUCUCGCUGCUGGGCACACGUGUUGGGGCAUCCAGAACGGACCAGGCACCGGCCAAUUAAUGAGCGAGUUUGUCUUCGAUGGCAAGGCGCUCAGUGCAAAUGUGAACAGUCUUGAUCCGAGGAAAGUGUUGAGAUAG